AUGAGUUUCAUUGAGGUCUCGGAGAUUGAGUUCACGUCCAAGAAGUCGUGUUUCAUAUCAAUACCAAAGACAUGGACUUUGAAAGCCACGGAAAAAGUGUCGAUAUUUGCGAUAAAGUCAUUGCGUGAAGAGGAGGACUGGAAGGAAGUGGUGAUGAGUUGGUCGGGAGAGACGACAGCGAGUGAGUCCUGCAUUCAGAUGAACGGUCUGUUUGGCAACAAAAUGGGUUUCAGUCACAGACAGCAGGUUCUGGUCAGUCAUGUGCCGACCCCUCACUCCCAGCGCAUCGCAAACGCAGACAAAUGCUAUUUAAAGCCAAUCACUGAAAACGAUUGGGAGAUACUGUCCAUGAAUUCAGCGUUCAUUGAGGCGAACCUCUUGAACCAAAUCCGUGUCCUGUCUUUGGGACAGAUAUUCCCCGUUUGGAUCACCAAUCAGUCCAAUGUGUGUCUGUUUGUCGAGGCUUUCCAUGUGGUGCCCAACCAUUCAAAGGCUAUUAUUUUGAAUAAUUUAAGCGAAGUUAUCGUUUGUCCGCCAAAUACUGCCCGCAAUACCAUCGAUGACUCCAAUGGUGACGGUUUGCAGUCAACUGAUACUCAAACCGUUGACACCAAUGAAUUUGAACAGAACUCAAAUCAGUCGAUGAUAUCAUCGGUGUUUGGUUUCGUGAAAUCAUUUAUAACGAGCUCUUCCGCUGAAGAAUCCAAACCAAACACAAGCCUUAAUUCAAUUGAAAGUUCAAAGUCUUCAGACAAAAUACAAAUCAAUACAAAUUUAAACUUUAAUGAAGUUUUUAGAGUUUUACCAUUUGGUGACACUAAUGAUAAUGAAGACAAGGAUGUGAUUAACACUGUCUUUAUAUCUAAUGAUUUGUUGAAUGGCUGCGAAAAUACUUAUUUUAUUUCCAAAUUAACUCAUAUUUUAUCUCCAAAUGAACAGAAGAGAGAGAACCAGAAGAAUGAAAAAAGCGAAACAAAUAGCGCUUCCAAUGAAAUGAAAAGUGUCUCAAAACAGAUCUCUGAAAUUGAUUUUAAAGAAACCUUAGUUGUUGUCUGCGGUCACAAUCGGUGUCCUAAAUCUGCUGUUGUAUGUAAUGCAUUGAGACGACAAUUGGGUCUUUCAAUCAGUUCCAGAGUGUAUUUAAGUCCACUCAACGAUUCUUUAUAUCCAGUGAUAUCUUCAUUAGUUUUGUGUCCAAUCAAUGUUUCGCCCAAAAAGAGUAAAGUCACGAAUGACUUGAUUAGAAGUGAUUUGAUUCGACUCAUCGACAAGACAUCUAUCAAAAUGUUAUGUCUAACCAAUGGUUCGCUCAUUCAUUUGUGCGGAACUGACUUUUUUACUUACCAUAAGAACGAGACGUCUUUAUAUGUGAUCACACGAAUGGCAGCUAAAGAGUUAUCUGUGGAGAUAUGCGAACCUGUUAUGGCUCUACAGAAACAUUUUUGUGAAAACCCUUUACCCAUCGCUUGCCUCAAAGACAUUGACAAGACUUGGAACAGUAGUUUGGCUGAAUGUCUUCACAGACAGCCUUCACUACUUGUAUUUGAAGAUUUGGAUGCAAUCGCGUCAAUGCCUUCAAAGCCGGGACAAGAGGCGAGCGCCGAAGCGUUACAUUCAGAGAGAAUCGCUCUUUUGUUUAUGGAUUUGAUUGAAACAAUUAAUCGAAACGACAUCUCAUAUGGCAAUAGAGUGGCCGUAAUUGCUUCCUCUAAGUCUAAUAAAACUCUUCAAACAGUUUUAGUGCAAACUCGAGGCAAACAUUUAUUUCAAGAGUUUAUUGAGUUGUCUUCGCCUGAUUUGAAGCAGAGAAUGGAAAUUAUCUCUAAAUUAAUAUCAAACAAAUUUGGUGUCGAAUACAAUGAAUCGAAAAUUAAUGUUAAUCUGAAAGACAUUGCAAUCAGAUGUAAAGGAUAUCAACCGCUAGAUAUGAGUGCAUUAAUUGAAAGAGCGUUUCACAACUGCUUCUUAAUAUCUAAGACUAAUUGCUUUAAGGAUUUGGUGUUAACUGAAGAGAGCUUUAACGCAGCCUUUGAUGGCUUUUCGCCAUCAAGUCUUCGCGGUUUAGAUUUGGAGCUAAAGUCUAGCCGUCGUCUGUGCGAAGUGGGAGGUCUGGCAGAGGUUAAGAAGUGUCUGAUGGAGACAAUCCUGUGGUCUAUUAAAUAUCCGGUGCUAUUCUCAAAGCUUCCACUCAAGGCUCAGUCAUCUAUUCUGCUGUUUGGCGCUCCCGGAACUGGAAAGACAUUACUCAUAGAAGCCAUAGCUAAUGAAUGUGGUAUUAAUUUUAUUGGCAUCAAAGGACCCGAACUGCUGUCCAAAUAUGUGGGCGCGAGUGAGCAGUCAGUGCGAGAUCUGUUCAGUCGAGCCGAGAGCGCAAAGCCUUGUAUUUUGUUUUUCGAUGAAUUCGACGCUUUAGCUCCUCGUAGAGGACACGACAGCACAGGAGUCACUGAUCGUGUCGUCAAUCAACUGCUAACACAAAUGGAUGGCUUUGAAGAGUUAGGAACAGGUGUUUACGUGCUGUCAGCCACCAGUAGGCCUGAUCUUAUAGAUCCGGCUCUCCUAAGGCCCGGACGGUUUGAUAAGUGUUUGUAUUGUCCGCUCCCUAAUCAAGAGGAAAGGCUCGAUAUUUUGAAUGUCUUAAGUUCUAAACUGUCUCUGAGUUCAGACAUAGACUUAGAGUGGAUUUCGUGUCAAACAAAUCACUAUACCGGCGCUGAUUUACAAGCGCUGCUAUAUUCCGCCCAAUUAGAGGCACUUCAUUACGGCCUCAAUGAACACAACAAACAAUUCAAACAACAAAUCAAAAGCAGUUCUCAUUCGACACACAAUCAAAGCCUUGAAUUGAUAGCAUAUAUGCCUUCACUUGAAAAAGGAUUUUCUCGAGACUUGGAUACC
Messenger RNA from Oppiella nova, 2895 nucleotides. NCBI's taxonomy places the organism in Eukaryota, Metazoa, Arthropoda, Arachnida, Sarcoptiformes, Oppiidae. The record is from the annotation of a GenBank genome assembly.